AUGGCCGAAUCUCACCUUGAAGACUUUCCCUCACUCUUCUCCCUCAAGGGCAAGGUCGCCGUCAUCACCGGCGGCUCUCGUGGUCUAGGCCUCCACGCUGCAUCCGCGUUCCUCCAGGCUGGAGCUUCCAAGGUCUUCAUCUCUUCCCGAAAGGCCAAGGCCUGUGAGGAGGCAUGCAAGGCUCUCAACGCCCUGCCCAACCGCUCACCCGGCGCGGUCGCCAUCUCGGCGCCUGCCGACUCCUCCACAAUUGAGGGCGUCGAGAGUCUCCUCGCGCAGGUCAAGAAGCACACUGACCGCGUCGACAUCCUCUUUGCCAACGCCGGCGCCACGUGGGGCGAGCGCUUCGACACGCACCCGGACUCGGCCUUUGCCAAGGUCAUGGAUCUCAACGUCAAGGCUGUCUUCAACACGAUCCGGCUGUUCACCCCUCUGCUUGAGAAGAGCGCUUCUAUCAAGGACCCCAGCCGCGUCAUCAUCACCUCGAGCACCGCGGGUCUAGGUGUCGGCACCAUCGGCAAGCAGGGCACGUACGGCUACUCUGCCAGCAAGGCGGCAGUUCUGCACCUCGGCCGCAACCUGGCCAUGGAGCUGGGUCCCCGAGCCAUUACCGUCAACUCCAUCUGCCCAGGCUUCUUCCCUAGCAAGAUGUCCAACGGACUCCUGGAGAUGUCGGGCGGCGCCGAGCAGAUUGGAAAGGCGAACCCCAUGAGAAGGCUGGGCCAGCCCGAGGAUAUCGCGGGUGUUGUGGUGUACCUUGCGAGCAGGGCGGGUGCUCACGUGAAUGGAGAGUCGAUUGCUAUUGACGGUGGUUCGCUAUGGCAGCGGGGAGAGCUCAUGGCAGCAGAUUCGAAGCUGUAG
Molecule: messenger RNA, 861 nt
Organism: Fusarium keratoplasticum
Lineage: Eukaryota; Fungi; Ascomycota; Sordariomycetes; Hypocreales; Nectriaceae
Exons: 2
Coding region: 1-861 (286 amino acids)
Molecular function (GO): oxidoreductase activity
Source: RefSeq, a predicted model, not a curated record